Messenger RNA from Haemonchus placei, 1560 nucleotides. The record is from the annotation of a GenBank genome assembly. NCBI's taxonomy places the organism in Eukaryota, Metazoa, Nematoda, Chromadorea, Rhabditida, Trichostrongylidae.
AUGUUGAUCUUCUGCUCAAUUAUGUCCCUGGUGAACGCGAUCCCUCUCAACGUCUCAGAGGCGCCCACUGUUCCAAUACCGACCGAGGAUCAUACGGGUGGAAGGCGAUACACUGAUGAACAGCGAUUACUGUAUCACCUCAUGAAGGACUACGAGAAGUCAGUUCGUCCUGUACGGAACGCUUCCCAUACUGUAACCGUUCGUCUGGGCAUGACCAUGACAAACAUUUUUGACAUGGACGAGAGAAAUCAAGUGCUAACCAUCAAUGUGUGGUUGGACCAGGAAUGGAAUGACGAGCUGUUAAGGUGGAAUCCGGAUGACUUCAAUGGCAUCCAAUCAUUGCGGAUUCCAUGCGACCUAAUUUGGCUACCCGACAUUGUUCUCUAUAACAAUGCUGAUGACUACACAGCAGGCUAUAUGCGUUCACGAGCGAUGGUGCUUUAUACAGGCACAGUGUUCUGGCCACCUCCGAAGCAGUUGCGCAGUACUUGUAAAGUUGAUGUGUCGUUGUUUCCAUUCGAUGAGCAGCGAUGUUCCUUGAAAUUUGGCUCAUGGACCUACCAUGGGUUCCAAGUUGAUAUCACCAAUCGAAGCGAAAACAUCGACUUGACCAACUAUGUUCCUUCUGGGGAGUUCGACCUGGUCAAGGUUUAUCAGAAGCGACGUGUCGUCAAAUACACGUGUUGUCCAGAGCCCUACCCAGAUAUCACGUUUUUCAUCUACAUCCGCAGAAAAACGCUCUACUAUCUUUACAAUAUCGUUUUCCCAUGUCUCAUGAUGUCAGUACUGACAUUACUUGUGUUCGUACUUCCACCUGAUUCCGGUGAGAAAAUUGCGCUCGGCAUCACUGUGUUGCUUGCAUUUUCCGUGUUCGUACUGGCAAUUGCUGAGAAAAUGCCGGAGACGUCGGAUUCGAUGCCGCUCAUCGGCAUCUAUCUUACCGUAGUUAUGAGCAUGACAUCCGUGUCCGUCGUCAUGACUGUUAUGGUGCUGAAUUUCCAUCACCGUGGCCCAUUCAACGAACCCGUCCCAAACUGGGCUCGAGUUUUAGUGCUGGAUCGACUGCGGAGACUUCUUCGCAUGAAACUUUCUAACAGAGGUGAUAGCGCGAGAGUGUCCGUCUGUUCAAACAGUAUGAUGAGACGGAUGUCAGUGCGGGUGGCAAUGGAUGACAUGAGGAAGGAGAUCAUUAGCGUUCUGGGCCCCGGUCUGCUGACUGGUGGGAAUGGAGUCCCUGAGUCGGCACGCCUCGAAUCGCUUUUGCUGGACGUUCCACAAACUGAAUUCUCCGUAGCACAAAACGGCGUAGUACGGAAACGACCACGAGCUGGAGAUGAUCUUCAAGUUAAGCUGCUCAGAACUUUACAGGUUCUGGUUAAGCGACAGGAAAACGAGGACGCAAGCGAACGAGUGGCUAACGAAUGGAGGCACGUAGCACAGGUUAUCGAUCGACUGCUGUUUUGGAUCUUCUUGUUUGCGACUGCAACUAUAACCUUCGUUCUGCUUGUGCUCAUUCCAUCUCUUCCUUACUAUACAUACAAUUAUAAUGAUGAACCGUAG